This is a messenger RNA of Mycotypha africana, 408 nucleotides long. RefSeq lists its product as uncharacterized. Lineage: Eukaryota; Fungi; Mucoromycota; Mucoromycetes; Mucorales; Mycotyphaceae. The transcript has a single exon. The record is from RefSeq and is a predicted model, not a curated record. The annotation marks the transcript as partial.
GCAUCAACGCCUGAGGAUGUCAAUAUCAAUUCUAGAUCCAUUGUCUGAUCUUUUGAAUCAACCUCCCACCCGUCCCCCCUCGAUCAGCCGCCACUCGCCAAUCAUGGACCGUCCGUUGGCCGGCUAUUUGUCACAUUCUCUAUAAACUUGAUCAUUUGCUUCAUGGAUUUGAUCCACCUCCACCAGACCUCUCACUGUGCUUCGCUCUAUUACAAUGGUUGACCCCUAGCCCUCACACAAUCACAACUGAUUAAAUCCUUUCUUUACCCUUGUUUCCAAAGGAGUUUUUUAGCAAUAUAUAGUUUAUUAUAUAGAGACUUUAGGAUCUUCCCCAGGCAAUUUUUGGUGCUCAUUGGUUUUCAAAUAUUGUAAUAAAAAGGAUUUCUGUUUAAACGUAGUCAACAAUUA